Sphenostylis stenocarpa is the source of this 2412-nucleotide messenger RNA. The record is from the annotation of a GenBank genome assembly. Lineage: Eukaryota; Viridiplantae; Streptophyta; Magnoliopsida; Fabales; Fabaceae.
AUGGCAAUUAAGAGAAUCAUUUCAGCGACUUAUUUCCUCCUUUUUCUCCACCUUCUCCUCCCCUUCGCCUCAUGCAUCAGCCCGAAGCAGGUUUAUUUAGUUGAGUUGUGUGGAGAUCACACUAGUGGUGAUAAAACACUGCAUGAAGUUGGGAAUAUCCAUCACUCUUAUCUGCUUUCCGUGAAAGAAACUGAGGAGGAAGCACGAGCUUCUCUUCUUUAUAGUUACAAACAUAGUAUCAAUGGCUUUGCAGCAUUGCUUACCCCAAAUGAAGCCAACCAGCUCUCGGAAAUGGAGGGAGUGAUUUUUGUGCAUAAGAACCAACCAAGGAUCUACUCUUUGCACACCACUAGAUCAUGGAAAUUCGUGGGAUUAGAUGGUCCUUUAAAUCCAUGGGAAGAAGACUCCAAUACAGAUGGAGAGUUACUAACCAGAGCACAAUAUGGGAAAGAUAUCAUAGUAGGAAUGAUUGAUAGUGGUGUGUGGCCAGACUCAAAGAGCUUCAGUGAUGAAGGGAUGGAGCCUGUUCCAACAAAAUGGAAAGGAGAAUGCCAAAAUGGAACUGCUUUCGAUUCGUCUCGAUGCAAUAGAAAGAUCAUAGGAGCACGUUACUACUUGCACGGUUACGAAAGUGUAUUUGGCCCUCUAAACGAAAAGGAGGACUACAAAUCAGCACGUGACAAAGAUGGCCAUGGAACGCACACAGCUUCAAUAGUUGCAGGGCGUGCAGUGGGCAAUGUCUCAGCCAUUGGAGGCUUUGCCAAGGGCACAGCCCUAGGUGGGGCCCCUCUGGCCCGCCUUGCUAUAUACAAAGCAUGUUGGCCAAUCAAGGGACAUUCAAAAGACGAAGGGAACAUAUGCACAAACAUUGACAUGCUCAAAGCCAUAGAUGAUGCCAUUGCUGAUGGCGUUGAUGUUCUAAGCAUUUCCAUUGGGUUCAGUGCACCAAUCUCUUAUGAGGAGGAUGUGAUUGCUAGGGGUGCAUUCCAUGCUGUGAGGAACAACAUUGUUGUGGUGUGCAGUGCUGGUAACUCUGGCCCUUCUCCUCAAUCUUUGUCAAACCCUGCACCAUGGAUCAUCACUGUUGGUGCUAGCACUGUGGAUCGGUCCUUUCGUGCUCCUAUUAAGCUCAGCAAUGGCACAGUCAUUCAGGGUCGAUCAAUUACUCCACUCCACAUAGGAAACAACUUCUACCCAUUGGUUCUUGCUAGAGAUGUUGAACAUCCAGGCUUGCCUAGUAAUAAUUCAGGGUAUUGCUUGGACAAUACCCUUGAACCCAACAAGGUAAGGGGGAAGAUAGUUGUCUGCCUUAGAGGGCAAGGUAAAAGGUUGAAGAAAGGCUUAGAAGUUCUAAGGGCUGGUGGGGUUGGUCUUAUCCUUGGGAACAAUAAACUAGAUUGGAACGAUGUACCCUCUGAUCCUCAUUUUAUUCCAGCCACUGGAGUGUCCUAUGAUAAUGCCUUAAAACUCAUUGACUAUGUCCAUUCUACCCCAAAUCCAAUGGCACAAAUUCUACCAGGAAAAACAGUGUUAAAAACCAAACCAGCACCCUCCAUGGCCUCCUUCUCUAGCAGGGGUCCAAAUAUAAUUGACCCCAAUAUUCUCAAGCCUGACAUUACAGCCCCAGGAGUAGACAUAUUAGCAGCAUGGACCGCUGAAGAUGGCCCCACACGAAUGACAUUUUACGACCAACGAGUUGUUAACUACAACAUCUUUUCUGGAACUUCAAUGUCAUGCCCUCAUGUUGCUGCUGCAGCGGUUCUUCUCAAAGCCAUACACCCUACUUGGACCACUGCUGCUAUAAGAUCUGCCCUCAUGACUACAGCCAUGCCAACAGACAACACUGGUCAUCCAUUGACUGAUGAAACUGGAAAUCCGGCAACACCUUUCGCAAUGGGGUCUGGCCACUUCAACCCCACAAAAGCAGCAAAUCCUGGUCUAGUUUAUGAUGCCUCCUACAUGGACUACCUUCUUUACACUUGUAGACUUGGAGUAACAAAACACUUUAACACUACAUAUUACUGUCCAAAGUCAUUUCCUGAACCCUUUGAACUCAAUUAUCCAUCCAUACAAAUCCAUGGACUCAAUUACUCUAGGACUGUUAAGAGGACAGUCACCAAUGUUGGUAGGAGCGGGAGUAUUUACAAGUUUAGUGCCGUAUCACCAAAGGAAUUCUCCAUCACAGCCACUCCAAAUAUUCUUAAGUUUAAUCAUGUUGGGCAAAAAAUAAACUUCAUCAUCACAGUGACAGCAAACUUGGGUCAGACACAAAGCAACCAUGGCCCGGAUAAGUACUACUUUGGAUGGUAUGCAUGGAGUCACCAACAUCUCCAUGCCAAAGGCCAAAUAGUUGGAGAAUCUUGGAGAGACAGGAAACAGAUAGGACACAGAUUACUAGAGUGGUGCCAGUAG